Messenger RNA from Drosophila mauritiana, 1914 nucleotides. It is a transcript of the gene gcm, whose product is annotated as transcription factor glial cells missing. The record is from RefSeq and is a predicted model, not a curated record. The transcript has 2 exons. Lineage: Eukaryota; Metazoa; Arthropoda; Insecta; Diptera; Drosophilidae. The coding region runs from base 133 to 1647 and encodes 504 amino acids. Gene Ontology annotation, cellular component: nucleus. Gene Ontology annotation, biological process: gliogenesis; regulation of transcription by RNA polymerase II. Gene Ontology annotation, molecular function: DNA-binding transcription activator activity, RNA polymerase II-specific; RNA polymerase II cis-regulatory region sequence-specific DNA binding.
GUCGAUGCGAACGGACGCGUCGCUCCAGAGAAAAGUUGAGAAGACGUACACAUAGUAAUAGACUAUUGAGAAGGAAAACUAUAGUGACCGCGUGUGAACUCGAAACUUAACGAUUACAUAGACACAUCCAAAAUGGUCUUGAACGGCAUGCCUAUCACAAUGCCAGUACCGAUGCCAGUGCCCAUGCCAGUGCCCAGUCCUCCGGCCACCAAGUCCCGGGUGGCGGUCGACUGGGACAUCAACGACUCCAAGAUGCCGUCGGUGGGGGAGUUCGACGAUUUCAACGACUGGUCCAACGGACACUGCCGGCUCAUCUACUCCGUGCAGAGUGAUGAGGCCAGGAAACAUGCCAGCGGUUGGGCCAUGCGAAACACCAACAAUCACAACGUGAAUAUCCUGAAGAAGAGCUGCCUGGGAGUACUCCUCUGCAGUGCCAAGUGCAAGUUGCCCAAUGGAGCCAGCGUGCAUCUGAGACCCGCCAUUUGCGACAAGGCCAGGAGGAAGCAGCAGGGCAAACAGUGUCCCAAUAGAAAUUGCAAUGGUCGCUUGGAAAUCCAGGCCUGCCGCGGCCACUGCGGCUAUCCAGUGACCCACUUCUGGCGCAGGGACGGUAAUGGAAUCUACUUCCAGGCCAAGGGCACCCACGAUCACCCCAGACCCGAAGCCAAGGGUUCCACGGAAGCCAGGCGGCUUUUGGCCGGAGGAAGACGUGUGCGCAGUUUGGCCGUAAUGUUGGCCAGGGAAUCUGCGCUGAGCGACAAGCUGAGUAGCCUGAGACCCACAAAACGGCAGGCCAAGACUCAGUCCAUUCAGGAGAGCAAGCGCAGAAGGAUGGGUGCUUCCGAUGUGCUCCAAACCACGCCGGAGUUAGUGGUGCCACCCACCACCUAUCUGCCCACAUCGACACCCACACACAGCACCAACUUUAAUCAAUCUCAGGGAUCAUAUGUCCCAGCAGGACUAGGAUCAAUGACCAGUCAGUGGAACGGAGAGAUUCACUACGAAACGGAGGAUCCAUCAUAUGCCAAUGGAAUGUACUCCUACGAUAUGCUCCACUCACCACUCUCAGCGCACAGCUCCACGGGCAGUUAUUACCAGGAGAACAAACCGCAGCAACUGCAGCACUCGCAAUACCAGCAGCAACUCUCUCCGCAGCAACAUGUACCAGUCAGCUAUGAUCCCAGCCAGCCAAUCUCCUCCAGCCUCCAGUGCGGAAUGCCUUCGUACGAAAUAUGCGACGAUACGUCCAGCUUGACCAGCAGCUCGGGCUACUGUUCCGAGGAUUAUGGCUACUACAAUGGAUAUCUACCCAACUCGCUGGACAUGAGCAACGGAAGCCAAAGCCAGAAUCCCAGCCAGGACGCAAGUUUCUACACAACCAGCUCGGAGAUCUUUAGUGUGUUUGAGUCAACUCUGAAUGGCGGAGGGUCGAGUGGCGUGGAUCUCAUCUACGACGAAGCAACCGCCUACCAGCAACAUCAGCAACAGGGCACUUUUCCGCACCUCACCAAUUAUCAACAGGAGCCGCAGGAUCAGAUGCAAUCCGGCGACUACUACUACAGCAACACGGGAGUGGACAACUCGUGGAACAUCCAAAUGGACGCAACAUAUCACCCAGUCAACAGCACGGAUCCCAUCUACUGCUAGGGGAUCGGGAUAAGAUCUCCAAUCGCAACUACUAUUACUGAGCUACUCAAGCGUUGUUCUAGUCCCUAGUUGAUUGAUUUCCAUUCAUGUUCCCAUUGCUUGUUGGUCGUAUUAUUAUAUAUGAUAUAUUGUAUUGAACGUUUCUAGUUUGUACCUUUGUACUUGUUUCCCAGCUAUUCCAAAGUUUUAGAGCACGUAAGAGUAAUAGUAGCCUUAAGAACAUAGAGUUUUAAGUCACAUUUCCCACCUAUUUAUGAACUUUUUUGU